Molecule: messenger RNA, 944 nt
Organism: Caenorhabditis elegans
Lineage: Eukaryota; Metazoa; Nematoda; Chromadorea; Rhabditida; Rhabditidae
Source: the annotation of a RefSeq genome assembly
GGUUCUAUCUGGUUUCCCACUUCUGUUGCUACCCGAAAACGCUAAAAAGCAUGUUAUUCGAACAAUGGACACAGUUUUUCUGUUCUAACUUUCAUUUUGCUCGAAAAGAACAAAGAAGAUUGUAUUUUUCAAAUUGAUGUCAGAGCCUCCGAGGAAAGAAAUAACGUCCAAGAAAAUAGACGAAGAAUGUAUAAACAAAGAUGGGAAAAGAUGUUCUUUACUUUGGACUACUUGAUGUGGCAUUAUUCGAUAUUCUCAACACAUCAAAAAUUGAAGUGUUUUUCAUCUUUAUGAACCGUGAUUGUCGCAUUUUCGAAAAUCUUCCUCAGACAUUUUAGGAAGGAAAUGUCAUUUUUAUUUCCUUAGAUACUCCACAUUCAAUUGUUUUCUGGGAUAAUCUUGACAUUGAAAGCAUUAUUGAAAACCAGUUAUCCAAAGUUGACAAUUUCCAGCAUUUGACAAAAGUUGUAUCUAACCUCACAACCAGGCCACAAAAUAAUAAUUCAAAAUUUCAAAUUGCUCAACGCAAGUCAGUGUUUUUUGUGCAAUAUCACAUUGAACGAUUUGAUACUAAAUAACAGUAGUUUUGCAUACUUGGAAUAUAUGAAGUUUAACGAGAAAGACAUCAGCAUUUUUCUAAAACAUUGGAUUAAUGGAUCAAAUGAAAGACUGAUUCAUUUGUUCUUAUCAGGAGAAUCCGCGUUCAAUGACAGAGAAUUGUCUGUCAAAACUAUUCUCAAUGGAAUUGGUUGUGAGAGAGCUUCACCUACCCGAACAAUGUCACAUUUGCCUAGCUCAGUAAAAGAGCUUGUUGGUAAUUUUCCAAGCACACUCAAAAAUAGCUUCGACAUUACAAACAAAGACGGAACUGCUGCAACAGUCACUAUAGAAAAAUCUACGCGGGACAAGAUACAUGUUUUCUUGACUGUCUGGGAUGUAUAAAU